Fusarium pseudograminearum CS3096 is the source of this 969-nucleotide messenger RNA. RefSeq lists its product as uncharacterized. The transcript is spliced from 2 exons. Gene Ontology annotation, molecular function: (3R)-hydroxyacyl-[acyl-carrier-protein] dehydratase activity. Gene Ontology annotation, cellular component: mitochondrion. Lineage: Eukaryota; Fungi; Ascomycota; Sordariomycetes; Hypocreales; Nectriaceae. Bases 1 to 969 code for a protein of 322 amino acids. The record is from RefSeq and is a predicted model, not a curated record.
AUGUCCUCACGACUUGGCAAUCUCAAAGCCUCUGCUUUAGAAGCAGCAUCCCUCUUACUAGAAACAUUCUCCAACAAGUCCAUCACUCGUCGUCAACUCAUCGAUGCAAACCAACUACAAAAGCUCGCCCUCACCCUCAAUCGGCCCACCUUGAACGGCAAAGACGUUUCUGAGCAUCCACCUGCCAAGGGAACACCUGUACCGCCUGGUUACCACCUUGUGUAUUUCACUCCAAAUGGCACGGAAGAAGAACUCGGUAAUGAUGGGAGUGAUACGACGUUUAGUGCAUCUGCACCUUUUACAAGAAGGAUGUGGGCUGGAGGCAAGAUGACUUGGGCGACUGACCUGUCGCUUCGUGUGGGUGAUGAUGUCCAUGAGACAACGAAGCUUUUGAGCGCGACGCCCAAGAAGAGUCGAUCGGUUGGUGAGAUGGUCCUUGUAGAAGUCGAGAAAGAGUACUGGGGUGAAAAAGGCUUGCUGUUGAAGGAUCGUCGAUCAUGGGUGUUUAGGCCUGAGAUUGACCUAGAUGCAGUCAAGGAAGUGCCAAAGCACCUUGACAACAUCGUCCGAGGCCCAUCUAUCAUUAAGGAUAUUGAUGCUCAGAGUGAGGGUUAUCCUAUAAGAGAACUUCGCUGGUCACCAGUUGGCCUGUUCAGAUUCUCAGCCCUAACGUUCAAUGGACACAUGAUACACUACAACCAGGAUUGGACUCGGAAUGUAGAGGGUCAUCCUGGUGAAGUUGUCCAUGGACCUCUGAACCUGAUCAACCUGCUUGACUACUGGCGGGACAUCCACGGCAACGGUGAAAGACCUCGAGAAAUCUCAUAUAGAGCUUUGUCGCCGUUAUAUGCUGGCCAAACUUACAAUAUCCGAACUGACGUCAUCAAAGACACAGAGAAUGGAAAGAUGUGUGAUGUUCUCGUUGAAAGAGAGGGAACAGUCUGCAUGAAGAGCGAAAUCACUGCGUAG